CAAUUUGAAUAACGACUUUAGUUGUGUUGUCAUAACGUGCAUGGAACGUUGCUGUUGAAUUCUUCGUCGAAAUCAAUUCACAGCAUGUCGCAUCUCCAACAACAAUAUAAAAAUCCACGCCAGGGAUUUGGCGAUACAGAUCACGGUAGAUUUUUACGUGCAUACAAGCGAGAAAAAUCGCGUAGGGAAACCAGAAUACAGGAUUUCGAUAAAAAUCGUAAAUUGCAGGAUAUAUCAGUGCCUACUAGUCCACAAUGUGUGGAGAAUAUACCCACAAUUACAGAUGAGCGUGCAAAAAAAUUAUUAAGAUGGAAAGAAGAACGUAACAGGAAAAAAAGAUUAGAAGAUGUUAAGAAAAAACCUGCAUUUAAAGUUGGCAUUGUUCAUCAUUCCUUUUAUUCUCCUGUAACUAAAUGUAAUACUAUAUCAGUUACAACUGUGAAAUCAUCCAAUCAAAUGAAACAUUCAAAUGACACUAAAAAACGAGUAACAAGAGCUACAGAAAAGAGAUUACUUGCUAAAGCAACUAAAGCUGCUGCCCAGAAAGCAACAGUCGCAAAGAAUGCAGUGUCAGUAAGCUUGACAAAACCUCUCGAUAUUAACAGGUCUACUAUGAAGAUAUCUGAUAUUAAGAUGAUUAAAUCAUUUGCUCCUAAUAGUCACAAAUUUAAACCACCAUCUGGACUAUCAAUGUUACCCUUAUUUGGUGCUGUAGCAAUAGAACAAACACCAUCAGAAAAAGGAGAUUUCUUUCAAAAUAAACCAAUAGAACUCAAGACACAAGAUACAAAUGAUAAGGAAGAUAUAUUAAAGAAAUUAGAGACCCAAAAUCUUGAUUGUAAUGCUGAUACUGCAACAACUCUCAAGAAUUCUGUAAAUUCAAGAUUGUUAUCAAAUAAACAAGAAUUAAAUGAAUCAACAUGUAAUUCAAGCACUGCUGUGUCUGAAUUGAAAAAGAAAAAAUCAUCACUUAGUGAACACAACAUCCAAGAAUCAUUUGAGAGAGAAAAAUCUUUACCAAACAAUAUCAAUAUGGAGACUCCAACACAGAAGACUUUUGUAACUGAUAAAUCUUCUUCUUCUGAAAAAGAAAACUGUAGCGAAGAUCUCAUUACCUUUUCACCAUAUCUCACACUAAGCCGUGGUAAAAAGAAUGCUAGGAAGGAACAAAUGUUACGACUUGGCAUUGGUCAUUCACCAUCUAAUGAAAUUCCAACCAAAGACACAGUGAUGAAAAACCUAAACAUAUCUGUUGAAGAAGAGGAACGCACUGCUCAAUACUUCAAAUUUCUUUUAAAUAAAGAAACAGACAGACUUAAAGAACUUUGUACAAAAUGGUUAAAUAUCCGACUUGAAAAGGAUGUUCCUGAAGAUGCUAUGUAUGAAAUAACCCAAGCAGUGGGACAGACCAAUUUAUUAAUAGAUAAAAAGUUUGAUAGAUUCCGUCGUCUGGUAUCGGAUUGCGAAACUGGUAUGGGACAGAUGUUGGUAACAUGUAAAGAUUUACAAGGAUUUUGGGACAUGACAUGUAUGGAAGUUAAAGAUUGCGACUUUCGUUUUAAAAAAUUGGAAGAACGUCGCAAAAGAGAGUGGCAGGAAGAGGAAGAGCAAUUAAUUAUUAUCAAACCUUCAAUGAAGAAACAAAUGACUACUAAAAAACAAAUUGUACCAUCAAAGCCAAGUUCAUUACGAUCAUUAAUCUUAGCUGCCAGACGAAAGAAGAUGGCAGAAACAUCCAGUGUGGAAGAUACGUUGCUGCAAAAUACAAGUACAAAUAAAGAUCAUCUUAUGUCUUCACCGAGUAUUAAAAAGUCUAUAGCCUUUAAAGAGUAUGCCAAUAAGACGCCUCGAUGUAAUACAAGGAAAUCUAAAUCAAUAGAUAAUGGUUUUAAAUCGACUCCGGCUAAACGCAAUAGCUUUAGAGGAAGUUUGACAAAGCUUGAAAAAGUGCAAUUUUCUGAUACAUUUAAAAGGAUAAAGAGUCCAUUGGCAGUUAUGAAAAUAAGUAAAAUGUGUAAGACACCCGAAGUUCAAUUAGAUGACACGAUAUCUUAUAUUAAUUCCAAUCAAACACCAGGCAAAAGUAUAUUAAAGAAAUCGGAAGAAGUGAUAAAUAAAGAGAUUCGCAUAAAGUCCACACAUAAAGUCAUUUUUGAUGAUCAAAUAGCCUUGACUGAAGUAUCUGAUGAUGAAGAAACACGAAAUAAAAGAAGUUUAGCUGCUGCAAUGAAUAGAAUCGACAGUCUCGAUUUGGAUGAUUUAAGCCCUACAGAGUGCAUUAAUGCUGGGAAAAGAUUAGAAUUUGAAACUGAAGACUUUGACAACUCAAAUAAUCAAGAUCUUGAAUUCUUGCUAUCUGAGGUACCAAAACAACUUAAAGAGAAAGAGAAUACAUCCAAAUUAUCAGUUUGUAAUAUCUCCGAUUCUAAUGUGGAUCCACUGAACGACAUAAUAUCUGCAAUAUCUUUUAAAGAAAUAUCACCAAAAGACAAUAUAAAAACUAAGUCACCUAGAAGAAGUUUAAGAUGUCAAUCUCGACGUAAAAAUACGAUAAAUAAUGACGUGGAAGUUUCAGUUAUAAAUAAUUUGUCUACAACAUCACUGCAAACUAACUUUGAAACAUCCAAUAUUUCUGAGACCACUAUUGAUACAGAAAAUAUUGAACCAGAACCUAAUUUGGAAAUAAGGGCACUUAGGAAUAGAAUCAUUACAACAAAUGAUACUCCAAAAAUUAAUAAGACGAACAAAAUGAUGACUCCAAAGAAGGAAAGUGGGAAUAAGAAGGAGAAUGAGAGUCCUGUAAAAUCAAGUAGGAAAAAGUCGUUAAAAUUAUCGCAAACGGAUAGGAACAACUGUACUCAACCAGAUAAAGAUGAUAUAAAGGUGAACAAGAAUACUUAUAAAAAGAGAAGAUCGUCCCGAAAAAGUGUUGCAUUUGAUGUUGAGGCAUGCAUUGAAAAUAAACCAGUGCUACCUAUGACUCCUCAUUUGAAACGAGGAACGCCAUCAAGACAAAGUCGAAGCAAAAAUACAUUUGAUGAAGAUAUGAUAUCACAGCAAACGCUAAAAUCUCUUAACAGAGUUACGAGAUCUCAUACAAAAAAUUAAAUCUAUCUAGUAACUUCUAUCACGACCAUUGUAGACUAAAUAACCGUAGUGAAAUAUGUUACAUUAUAUGCUUAUUUUAUAAUUUUAUACUAAACAUAUUAAAGAUCAUUUGUUUACUGUAGGUAUAA
Molecule: messenger RNA, 3236 nt
Organism: Odontomachus brunneus
Lineage: Eukaryota; Metazoa; Arthropoda; Insecta; Hymenoptera; Formicidae
Product: disks large-associated protein 5-like
Exons: 5
Coding region: 85-3108 (1007 amino acids)
Biological process (GO): kinetochore assembly; centrosome localization; regulation of mitotic cell cycle
Cellular component (GO): nucleus; cytoplasm; spindle pole centrosome
Molecular function (GO): microtubule binding
Source: RefSeq, a predicted model, not a curated record